AUGGCCACUCGUCAGUCCUCUCGAUUUUCCUCGCGGCAGUUCCUGGUUCCGGCCGUCAUUGCGCUGGCAGCAUGCAGUUCGUCGGCAUCGGCCCAACAGUACCCCAUGGAACCUACCAUGGCGCCCAGCGUCAACUUCGACUACAACCAGGAAGAGCCUACCACUACGACCGCGCCCAGCGUCAACUUCGGAUACCCUGACACUACACCAACGGUGACGGACACGCCGGAGCAGCAAACGAUGGACAACCCCACUCAGGGAGCUACGGAGCCCCCGCAAACGCCUUCGGUUACCACUCCUACCGAGUCGAGCAACGGCGGCACUACUGGUUCACUCCCGACAACCCAAGGCUCAUCAGAUGAAACAAACGGCGGCACUAAUCCGACUACGCAAGGAUCCUCAAGUAACGUCGGAACCACUGGUUCGCUCCCGACGCAAGCCUCCACGGAGGGGUCCAUCGCCCAAGCCCCGUCGACGGGCAACUCCAGCGGCGCCCACGCCACCUUUGGCGACGUCACGUCCGGCAGUGGCAAGUGCGUCGUUGGCAACCCGAACGCCUACAUCUCGACCAAGGACGUGGAAUGGGUCUGGACGCAGCGCAUGAGCAAGUACGUGCCGGAGUUCAAGAACUACAUCUUCGACCAGCUCGUGACCAACAAGGGCAAGCUGCCGUACUGCGUCCGCUGGGACAGCACCAAUAAGCUGUCCAAGUCGGUGGCGUCCAAGUUCGAGGCCAUGCUGAACCGGCAGUUCAAGGCCUGGAACGACGACGACUCGCUCGGCACCAUCUACUCGAGCGAGAAGGACGCGGACGGCGUGCCGCAGUGCCCCGAGGCCUGCUACAAGCACAAGGACUUCGCUGCCAGCGCCGACACGAGCGGCUGCAAGGGCAAGCCGUUCGGCAUGUCGCUGUGGCCUACGCUGGGCCAGGGUGGCGGCGCCGGUGGCGACUGGGGGCAGCGCGUGGACGCGGAGAACAUGUUGGCGAGCCUGGACCAGGAGCAGUUGACGAUCGUGGCGCACGAAAUCGACCAUGGCUUCGGCCUCCCCGACUUCUACGAGACGACGGACCAGCCGAACGAGGACUUCCCGGUCUGCAUCAUGAAGGCCGGCUCUUCGCCGACGAUCACCCCAGGCGAUGGCUGGAUGCUGAGGCGUGUGCUGGAGCACGUCAAGUCCCGCUACAAAUUCUAG
Phytophthora sojae is the source of this 1194-nucleotide messenger RNA. RefSeq lists its product as hypothetical. Lineage: Eukaryota; Oomycota; Peronosporomycetes; Peronosporales; Peronosporaceae. The transcript has 3 exons. The record is from RefSeq and is a predicted model, not a curated record. Bases 1 to 1194 code for a protein of 397 amino acids.